This is a messenger RNA of Etheostoma spectabile (orangethroat darter), 3588 nucleotides long. RefSeq names its product ATP binding cassette subfamily G member 2 (JR blood group) (gene abcg2d). The transcript has 16 exons. Gene Ontology annotation, cellular component: plasma membrane. Lineage: Eukaryota; Metazoa; Chordata; Actinopteri; Perciformes; Percidae. Gene Ontology annotation, molecular function: riboflavin transmembrane transporter activity; ATP binding; ABC-type transporter activity. The record is from RefSeq and is a predicted model, not a curated record. The coding region runs from base 142 to 2133 and encodes 663 amino acids. Gene Ontology annotation, biological process: transmembrane transport.
GUCCCUGCUGUCAUGAGCUGAUGCUAGUCAGCCUGCAGUCUCUCUGCUCUGUCAGUGUGCAGCAGGAUCUCGGGACCAGCAGCCCUCUCCCAGUCUCCCAGCAGGAUCGCUGUCAUACGACAGGCUUAUUCGCUGCACAGGAUGAUGGAGAGAGCCAAUCACAUUAACAUCGCAAUGAUAGAAGACAUCAGCACCAACGGGACGGCCCCAGCCAAGGACCACAACAAGCAGCAGUGUGGCUCCACCGUCAGCUUCCACAACAUCCAGUACAAAGUGCAGCUAAAGAGCGGCUUCUUCUGCAAAAGGAAAUCCAGUCCCAAUGAAAUACUGGCCGACCUCAAUGGGAUUAUGAAACCUGGCCUCAAUGCUAUUCUCGGACCGACUGGAAGUGGAAAAUCUUCAUUCUUGGAUAUUCUGGCUGCAAGAAAGGAUCCUUCAGGUCUCUCAGGAGAAGUACUCAUUGACAAAGCACCCCAGCCUCCAAACUUCAAGUGUCUCUCUGGCUAUGUGGUUCAGGAAGAUGUGGUCAUGGGCACCCUGACUGUGAGGGAGAAUCUGCGUUUUUCUGCAGCGCUGCGGCUGCCCAGCUCUGUGCCUCAAAGUGAGAAGGAGGCUCGGGUCAAUCACCUCAUUAAUGAACUAGGUCUCACCAAGGUGGCAGACUCCAAGGUGGGCACACAACUGACCCGGGGAAUCUCUGGAGGAGAGAGGAAGAGGACAAACAUCGGCAUGGAGCUGAUUAUCGAUCCUUCCGUUCUCUUUCUGGAUGAACCGACCACAGGACUGGAUGCCAGCACUGCUAACUCUGUCCUGUUGUUGCUGAAAAGAAUGGCCAGUCAUGGAAGAACCAUAAUUAUGUCCAUCCACCAACCACGAUACUCCAUCUACAGACUGUUUGACACUCUGACUCUGCUGGUUGGUGGUAAAAUGGUGUACCACGGACCAUCGCCAAACGCUUUGGACUACUUCGCCAACAUUGGCUAUCCCUGCGAGCCCCACAACAACCCAGCUGACUUCUUUCUGGAUGUUAUCAAUGGAGACUCCACCGCCACAACCACGACCAAAGUGCAUGGCUCUGAAGAUAUGGACUUUGCAGAGCUCAACAGCUCGAGGCAGAGCAUCAAAGAGCGCCUGGUAGAGGAAUACAGGAACAGCAGCUACUCCAGCGACACAAGAGCUGAGCUGGACCGCAUCGUCCAGGAUAAGAAGUGUAUCUCAUGUUCAAAAUCCCGCACCAUCACCUACAACAGCUCCUUCUUCCACCAACUACACUGGGUUCUUAAGAGAACCUAUCAGAACCUCAUGCUGAACCCACAAACAUCUGUGGCCCAGCUGGGAGUCAACGUUUUCCUCGCCCUCAUCGUAGGAGCCAUUUUCUUCGGGGUAAAAGACGAUCAGAGUGGUGUUCAGAACAGGAUGGGUGCCCUCUUCUUCAUCACUACCAACCAGUGUUUCAGCACUGUGUCAGCAGCUGAGCUCUUCAUCGUCGAGAGGAAACUGUUUGUGCAUGAGUACAUCAGUGGCUACUACAGAGUGUCUGUCUACUUCCUCUCUAAGAUCCUGUCUGACAUCACUAUGCGCACCAUCACCUCGGUUAUCUUCAGCUGUAUUGUCUACUUUCUGAUUGGGCUCAAAUCCACAGCUGCAGCCUUUUUCAUCUUCACGCUGACAGUGACUUUGGUGGCCUACACAGCCACAGCCAUGACCAUGGCCAUCUCAGCUGACCAGAGUGUUGUGGCUCUCGCUAACAUCCUUAUGACCAUCACCUUUGUCUUCAUGAUGAUUUUCUCAGGUCUCCUGGUGAACCUACCCAGCAUCAUGGACUGGAUGUCUUGGCUGAAGUACUUCAGCAUUCCUCGCUACGGCCUUGCAGCCUUGAAGAUCAAUGAGUUUGUGGGUUUGAAGUUCUGUGACGAGGCUGUGAUCCGAAACACCAACAUGUCGGCUACAGGGACGAACUGCAGUCUGAGCACCGUUGGCCUGACAUGUACAGGAGAGCAGUAUCUGGACUACUUGGGAAUAGAAUACACCACCUGGGGGCUGUGGGAGAAUCAUGUGGCUCUGACUGUUAUGACAUUCAUAUUCCUUGUCAUCGCUUAUCUGAAACUUCGCUACAUCAAGAAAUUCACUUAAAUAUGUGAUUAUUUAUCUUUUAUUUUUGUCUUCAAGAAACCAGGCCAGUUAAUAUUCACCGAAAUUGCUACCAUUAAAGGAACAGUAAUAUAUUUUAGGAAAAAAACAUUUUUGUUUUUUUGCUUAGACUAAGAUGAGACUGAUACCACUCUUACUCUUCACUGUUUCCCUUGCCGGGAUUAAUAAAGUAUCUCUUCUUCUUCAUGUUUGUUCGCUAAGUAUGGGCUUCUAUGGGAGGCAGUUAGCUUAGCUUAGCAUGAGGACUGGAAGUAGGAGGAAACAGCUAGCCUGGUUCUGUCUAAAGUAAAAAAAAAAAAUAGAUCUACCAGCUCUUAAGCUCACUAGUGUCUUGUUUGCAGGGGAACCGUUGGUUGCCUGGCAACAUUACAUAAUGACAGGACUCUGGGAAGUCACUGCGUCUGGCUGUUGUUAACCAAUAAAAAGUUGCAGCAUGUAUCUCUGUAUAGAACCACAAACUGUUGGUUUAGCUUUAGAGCAUUUUUUUUAACUUUGAAAAGAGACCCCUGCUUCUUUAUGCUAAGCUAAACUAGCAGUAACACAACAUAGACAUGUUACCAACUCCAGCAGACAGAGAGUACGAUUUUAAAUGCAUUUAGCUUAUCUAGUUAGCUAGCUAAAUGCUGCAAAAUGCUAGCUGUUUGGUGCUGAGCUAGCUGUUUGGGGCUUUGGUGAAAGCAACCCAAAACUGAUAUGAUGGCAUGAGAGCGGUAAGAGUGAAACAAAACAGUAAAGCUGCGAGAUAUAAAACCAAAACAGUGAGUUGAUAGCAAUUAGAUUCAUUGUGAAUAUAAAAAUAUUGAUUAUUAGAGCAGCUUUACUGUAAAUAUACUGUAUAAGAGUGUUGGAUUUUCUCAUCUUACUCUAAGUGAAUACACAACAUUUUCCCAAAAUGUAUAUUUCUUUCAGUGUGUCUACGGUUUGCACUCACCGUACAUACUUGGAUAUUCAGUACAGGUAAAAUAAAUACCUAAAUGUAAACAUCAGUUUUAUCAUCUUUGAUAAAGACCAUGUGUCUCCAAAAUGUUAACUUUUUAGGAGCUGAUUGCUGACAAUACUCUUUAUUUUUCACAUUCUUGGAGCAGUUUUAAAAGUCCAACAGAAAAGAGUUUUCUGACGUGUAGGAGUUUCAAGAUUUUUCACAAGAAAAUGACGUGGAUACAUUUGUGAUGUGUUUCUUAUUUAUGAAUGUAUUAUUUCAAAAUCAGACUAUGCCUUUUUUCUGUACUUUUGUAACUCCGUAGUCUUGAUUAUUCAGCUUUUGCACAGUUUCUUGAUUGAGCUCAGCACGGAUUAUUUGUAAUUGUAGAUAUUGUAGAAGGAUAACUAGAUACUAUAUUUGUGUUAAGAUUUUCUAUUGUUCCAAAGAAAAUUUCUCUGUAUACAUUUAUAUUAUAAUACAGCCUUUUGAGAAGAUGCAUAAACAUUUUCAUGUAA